Molecule: messenger RNA, 1652 nt
Organism: Xenopus tropicalis (tropical clawed frog)
Lineage: Eukaryota; Metazoa; Chordata; Amphibia; Anura; Pipidae
Gene: spcs3
Product: signal peptidase complex subunit 3
Exons: 5
Coding region: 204-746 (180 amino acids)
Biological process (GO): protein maturation
Cellular component (GO): signal peptidase complex; endoplasmic reticulum membrane; membrane
Source: RefSeq, marked validated
GUUUCCUGUUCCUAUCCCGGAAGUGCAGUUGUACAGCGGCUCUGAUAGUGCCUUCAGACAGCUCAGCUUAAGCAGGGACUUCCUGUUGGCUAUACACAGCUGCCAAUCGCUGCACCUUUAUCUCCUGAUCCCGUUUCAUCUAGUUGAAUAUAAGCGCUUCUCUUUGCCAUUGUUACCCUCACUGUUAGGAGACUGCAGACGCAAUGAACACCGUUCUUUCCCGGGCUAAUUCGCUCUUUGCCUUUUCUCUGAGCGUUAUGGCUGCGCUCACCUUUGGGUGCUUUAUCACCACCGCGUUCAAGGAGCGGAUAGUUCCUGUCAACAUUCAUGUGUCCCGGGUGAUGCUGGAGAAUGUUGAAGAUUUUACUGGUCCCAGGGAAAGAAGUGACCUUGGAUUUAUUACAUUCGAUAUAAAUGCAGAUUUGCAGCCGAUAUUUGAUUGGAAUGUUAAACAACUAUUUAUUUAUUUGUCUGCUGAGUAUGCAACUAGAAGCAAUACUCUGAACCAGGUUGUACUAUGGGACAAGAUCAUCCUCCGAGGAGAUAAUCCAAAGUUGUCCUUAAAAGAGAUGAAAUCAAAGUAUUUUUUCUUUGACGAUGGAAAUGGUCUCAAGGGUAAUCGCAAUAUCACAUUGACUCUGUCUUGGAACGUUGUCCCAAAUGCAGGCAUCUUACCACUUGUCACAGGAUCAGGACAUAUAUCCAUUCCAUUUCCUGAUACCUAUAAAACCACAAUGAGCUAUUAAUUUAUUGCAAUGUUUUGUAAGCUAUUUUUUAUCCUUGUAACCCUUGGAGACAGCCUGCCUAAAGUUUAUACCAAAAUCCCUGAGCGUCCACCUGGAAACACAGCUUCUUUCUGAAAAAGAACGGCCAUGAGGGUUUGACUACCCAUGUAAAUACAAAUGAAGAAUCCACUAUUUUUAUUUUUUUAUUUUGCGUAGUACACGUGUUGUCUUCCGGAAAAGAGAUGAAACCAACUCAACUGUAUUGAUUCACAACAUUGCAAUACAAUUUCACUGCCUAUAGCUGAGCCUGCUAAAUGUGGACUGAACCAUUCAAAGAUGAUGCUUUUUUAGAGUGUUGCUUUAUAUUAGAACAUCCAUUCUGAAGGUACAUCACAACUAUAACAUAGAUGAAUGUGAGUAAUGUGAACAUUUGUUUUCAAAUAAAACUAUCUAAAGUUGUCACAACUUUUCCUUGGCCUGUUACACUUUUUUGUGGUUUUAAAAGUAAAGAAAACAUGAAAUACAAUUUUGUAGGUUUCCUAAAAUGUUAAUUAUGUAAAGGGACCAAGAGGAAUUAUUAUUUUUUGUGUUAAAAAGUUUGGAUGACCAAUAAUGUCUAGUUUCUGCUGAAUUUUUUUUUUUUUUUAAUUAACCCAAUUCCCACUUUUUGUACUAAAACACUCACUGAUUUGUAUAUUAACUUGGGAAAUAUGUAUUAAUAAUGAUGGUUAAAUAAUAUCUCUCCUUCCAGGGCCUGCUAUGGCCUGUGUUUCAAGCAAGUACAAUACAGAGGCAGAGAUAUCUAAAGAUGAAGUAUCAGGAAUAAAAUUUCCAUUGCAGUUGCUACUUAAAAAGUAAAUUACAAGGAACACCAAGAUAAUAAUUAUAGCCUAUAAAAGCAUGUGCUAAUAAAAAUUCUGGACUUUU